UAUUUCCAUUAUUCUUAACCAAUACCAUCUAAUGUCUUAAGCCCCCGUAGAAUAUCCAAAACCCAAAAGCCUAAUCUCUCUCUCUCUCUCUCUCUCUCUCUCUCUCCUUUUCUCUCUCUCUAUCUAUCUUUCUCUCUUCGAUUCGAGUCCUCGAAGACCUAAAAACUGUAAUGAGAUGGAAAUUCACAGAUCAACGAAACCCUAAAUUCCUGUGGUUUUCUUGGAAAUGCUCUUGUAUGAAGCCUCCUUGGCGGAUUCCAAUUUUCCUGAUUAAUAAAGCUUUUCUCUAGUCUUUCGCGGUGAAUUUAAUAAUGGACAUUAUAGAGGUUGAAGAAAGUUUAUUUGCGGCAAGUGAUGCCAAGUUACAUGGAGAAAUGUGCAAGACACUCUCUGCAAUUUAUUGCAAAGUAUUAUCAAUUUUCCCAUCCUUGGAAGCAGCACGGCCUAGGAGCAAAUCUGGAAUUCAGGCAUUAUGUUCAUUACAUGUAGCGCUUGAGAAGGCCAAGAAUGUUCUUCAACACUGCUCAGAAUGCAGUAAACUUUACUUGGCUAUAACUGGGGAUUCUGUUCUUUUAAAAUUUGAGAAGGCAAGAUGUGCACUUGAAGAUAGUCUCAAGCGUGUUGACGAUAUUGUUCCGCAAUCAAUUGGUUCUCAGAUUAAGCAUAUUGGGAGGGAACUUGAGGAUACUGUGUUCGCACUCGAUCCGUUAGAGAAGCAAGUUGGUGAAGAAAUUGUUGCAUUGCUCCAGCAGGGCAAAAAAUUCAACAACAGUAAUGACACUAAUGAGCUAGAGUGUUUUCACCAGGCUGCUACAAAACUUGGCAUAACCUCUUCUAGAGUAGCUCUUACAGAGAGAAGAGCUCUCAAGAAACUCAUAGAAAGAGCUCGUGCAGAGGAAGAUAAGAGGAAAGAAUCAAUUGUGGCUUAUCUUUUACAUCUCAUGAGAAAGUACUCCAAAUUAUUUAGAAGUGAGAUAUCUGAUGACAAUGAUUCACAGGGUUCCACACCUUGUUCUCCUACUGUUCAGGGUUCUGUUGAGGAUGGUGGACCUGGUGGCAAUUGUCAUGCCUUUGAACGGCAUCUGUCAAAACUUAGCUCUUUUAAUUUCAAGCCAAAUAAUAAAAGAUCAGGGCAGAUGAUUCAUCCGCCUGAAGAAUUAAGGUGUCCAAUAUCGUUGCAACUUAUGUAUGAUCCAGUCAUCAUUGCGUCCGGGCAAACAUAUGAAAGGAUAUGCAUUGAGAAAUGGUUCAGUGAUGGGCAUAGCACCUGCCCAAAGACUCAACAGAAACUCUCUCAUCUCUCGUUGACUCCUAAUUACUGUGUAAAGGGCCUAAUUGCUUCUUGGUGUGAACAGAAUGGAGUGUCUGUUCCUGAUGGCCCCCCAGAGUCUCUUGACCUCAACUAUUGGAGGCUGGCAUUGUCUGAGUCUGAGUCUGCAAAUUCAAGAUCUAUGAACAGUGUUGGUCCUUGCAAAUUGAAGGGAGUUAAGGUUGUUCCUUUAGAAGAGAGCGUUAUCAUGGAAGAGGCUGGUAUCACAGAGGAAGCUGAAGAAAAUGAAACAGAAGAUUUGUCUUGUAAGCCAGAAGUGUCUGAGCUUGGUGUUUUGGACAGUUAUCAGAAUUUUCUGUCUGUCUUGAAUGAGGGAGGAGAUUUGAGGAGAAAGUGCAAAGUGGUGGAACAAAUAAGGUUGUUGCUGAAGGAUGACGAGGAGGGCAGGAUUUUUAUGGGGGCCAAUGGCUUCGUGGAAGCUCUUUUGCGAUUUCUAGACUCAGCUGUGCAGGAAGGGAAUGUAUUGGCUCAGGAAACUGGAGCCAUGGCUCUCUUCAACCUAGCUGUCAACAAUAGCAAAAAUAAGGAAAUGAUGUUAGCAGCAGGAGUAAUUCCAUUGUUGGAGAAGAUGAUCUCCAAUCCCAAUUCCCAUGGGUGUGCCACAGCACUCUAUCUGAAUUUAUCCUUAAUAGAAGAAGGCAAGCAUAUCGUUGGCUCAGGUCAAGCAAUCUCUUUUUUAACCCAGGUCCUUCGAGCUAAUCCUGAACCCCAGUGCAAGCUUGAUGCCCUUCAUGCCCUCUUUAAUCUCUCUACCCUUCCUUCUAAUGUUCCGAGCCUUCUUUCAGCUGGCAUCGUCGGCGGUCUCCAAUCGCUUCUUGCUGCCUCUGGUGAUCAAACGUGGACAGAAAAAGUCAUAGCUGUCCUUAUAAAUUUGGCUUCAAGUCAGUCAGGUAAGAAUGAAAUGGUAUCAACACCUGGUCUUAUUAGCGGACUGGCAUCAAUAUUGGACAUUGGUGAACCUGUUGAGCAGGAGCAGGCUGCCUCAUGUCUCUUGAUUUUGUGUAAUGGAAAUGAGAAAUGCAGUCAAAUGGUUCUACAAGAAGGGGUAAUACCUGCGUUGGUGUCAAUCUCGGUGAAUGGGACCUCGAGGGGGAAAGAUAAAUCUCAGAAACUCUUGAUGCUGUUUCGGGAACAGCGACAACGAGACCAACCACCUGCUGAAGUGCAGCCGGCUGAAAGUACUAAGAAUGCCAUGGCUGGUCCAGACUCAAAGCCACUAUGUAAAUCGAUGUCUAGAAGGAAGAUGGGGAAAGCUUUUAGCUUCUUCUGGAAAAGCAAGAACUACUCAGUUUAUCAGUGUUAGGCCAUCAGUGUUGUAAAUUUCUGUUUUAUCAUCUUUUUCAUUUCUUCUGUCCUGUUCCCAUGGGCAUCACGUAUUUUUUUUGUUUCAGAGAGGAGAUGUACAGGCCCCUGUAAUUUAUGGAUUUUUUGGGUUUUUUCUUUUUCUUUUUCUUUCUUUUUUUACUAUUAUUUUUUUUUUCCACUUUUGGGUAGGAAUACAUGUAUUUGUAUGUCAAUCUGUAAGCCUUAGAUCCUUGAUUGGAAAGAAACUAGUUGUGUUCGGAUAUGAAAUUUCAUGUGAAAGCUAAAAUGUAAGACCAUCAGUGCCAAUCAAUUGUACAGCAAGGGUUUAAAUGCUUUA
Molecule: messenger RNA, 2972 nt
Organism: Quercus robur (English oak)
Lineage: Eukaryota; Viridiplantae; Streptophyta; Magnoliopsida; Fagales; Fagaceae
Product: U-box domain-containing protein 6
Exons: 6
Coding region: 312-2633 (773 amino acids)
Biological process (GO): protein ubiquitination
Cellular component (GO): cytoplasm; nucleus
Molecular function (GO): ubiquitin-protein transferase activity; protein binding
Source: RefSeq, a predicted model, not a curated record